AUGAACCUUCAGUACCACGUGAAUAAACCAGGUGUCCAGCCCCAGACACAAAGCUCAUGUCUGGACCAGGAACGUCAGGACUCUCCUCAAACGCAAAACCAACAACACGAGGCCGCUUGGACCGGAAACGACGCGCGCCGAGAUUCUCCUCAGCUCAGGAAAAGCGAAAUGGACGAACUGUCUGAGAGCGAGGGUGAUGAUGAUGAUGAUGAAGAAAAUGACUUUGAACCAUGCAGCAGUUCAGCUCCGCACAUGGAGGUGGGGGCGGAGCCGGAGGGAGAGCUCUACAGCCAAUCGUACGCAGAGGAUUUGGACAAAAAUAUGUACACCCAGUUUAACUUCGCUGACAACGUGGCGUCAGUAGAGGGCGGUAACACGACGCCAAACGACUCAAACGAAGAUAAAAAACAUAAACUGAAAAAACAUGAAUGUUAUUUUUGUGAGAAGAAGUUUAAGGAUCGGCACAGUUUGAAACGACACACGGUGGUUCACACGGGAGAGAAGCCGUUCCAGUGCCCGGUUUGUGCCAAAAGUUACUCGUACAAAGAGACUCUGAUGUCCCAUAUGGCGCUACACGGCUGGAGCAAAAAGCCCGGCGAGGAGGCGAGCAGCUCCAAACCCACGCUCUACACCUGCCCCAUCUGCACCAAGUGUGUGACCACGUCCUUCGCCCUCCGCUCACACAUCCUCAUCCACACCGGGGAGAAACCUUACAGCUGUCCAGUCUGCAGCAAAACCUUCAGUCAGAAAGUGUAUGUCCGGAAACACAUGAGGACGCACACGGGGGAGAAACCUUUCAGCUGUACAGAGUGUGAUAUGAAGUUCAGCAGGAAGUCCAAUUUGAAUCGACAUCUCAAAGUCCACGCAGCACAAAAGGCUGAAUAAGAAAAGAACAGUUUAUAUCCCACAGAUGUUUAGCUUUGAAAAUGUGUCUUUGAUUUCUUAGUUUUGAAUGAACACGGGCACUGGUGGAACGUAACAAGUAAAAGUAGUA
This is a messenger RNA of Periophthalmus magnuspinnatus, 994 nucleotides long. Its product is annotated as zinc finger protein 583-like. Gene Ontology annotation, biological process: regulation of transcription by RNA polymerase II. The coding region runs from base 1 to 885 and encodes 294 amino acids. NCBI's taxonomy places the organism in Eukaryota, Metazoa, Chordata, Actinopteri, Gobiiformes, Gobiidae. The transcript is spliced from 2 exons. The record is from RefSeq and is a predicted model, not a curated record. Gene Ontology annotation, molecular function: DNA-binding transcription factor activity; RNA polymerase II cis-regulatory region sequence-specific DNA binding.